GAAAAAAAAUCCUCUCUCUCUGCUUUCUCCUCACUGGAGACAGCUGGCAUUUUAAACUAGAAUGCUGGAUCCAGCGUCCUUGAAGGACCAAUGUCAGAUGUUGGCAUUAUGAAUGUCAGACACCAGACGAUCACGCAGCUCCAUGUCACCAGCAAGGCAGACAGCAUGAAACAAAUCCAGAUGGCAAGGGUUUCUGCCUGUUCUCUGUAGAACCUGCAUGAUAAAUGGACACCGAAGGGUUUGGGGAGCUUCUCCAGCAGGCAGAACAACUUGCAGCUGAGACAGAGGGUAUCUCUGAGCUUCCCCAUGUGGAACGCAACCUCCAGGAGAUCCAGCAGGCAGGGGAACGUCUGCGCUCUCGGACUCUGACCCGCACCUCACAGGAGACUGCAGACGUCAAGGCAUCUGUUCUUCUUGGGUCAAGGGGCCUUGAUAUAUCUCACAUCUCUCAGCGGCUGGAGAGUCUUAGUGCAGCCACUACAUUUGAGCCUCUUGAACCUGUGAAGGACACUGACAUACAGGGAUUCCUGAAGAAUGAAAAAGAUAAUGCAUUGCUGUCAGCUAUUGAAGAGUCCAGGAAGAGGACUUUUGCUAUGGCUGAAGAAUACCAUCGAGAAUCUAUGUUGGUUGAAUGGGAACAGGUGAAACAAAGGAUUCUUCAUACGCUGCUUGCUUCAGGAGAAGAUGCUCUUGACUUUACCCAGGAAAAUGAGCCCAGUUACAUCAGUGAAUUGGGUCCUCCUGGUCGCAGCUCUUUGGACAAUGUGGAGAUGGCAUAUGCCCGACAAAUUUAUAUUUAUAAUGAGAAGAUAGUGAAUGGACAUCUGCAGCCUAACCUGGUAGACCUUUGUGCUGCUGUUGCAGAAUUGGAUGAUAAGAAUAUCUCUGAGAUGUGGGGCAUGGUUAAACAAAUGACAGAUGUUUCGCUGAUUCCCGCAAGUGAUGCAUUAAAAGUACGGACCAGCAUGGAGGUGCGGAUGGAGUUUGUAAGACAAGCUCUGCGAUAUCUAGAGCAAAGUUACAUGAAUUACACAUUGGUGACGGUCUUUGGAAACUUACAUCAGGCUCAGUUGGGUGGAAUACCUGGGACCUACCAACUAGUCCGCAGUUUCCUUAACAUCAAACUCCCAGCACCUGUCCCUGGACUUCAGGAUGGGGAGGUGGAAGGCCAUCCCGUUUGGGCAUUGAUUUAUUAUUGCAUACGCUGUGGAGAUCUCCUUGCAGCUCUGCAUGUGGUGAAUCGGGCACAGCACCAGCUGGGAGAGUUUAAAACCUGGUUCCAGGAGUAUAUGCUCAGUAAAGAUAAAAGAUUAUCCCCUGCCACUGAAAAUAAGCUUCGCCUCCAUUACAGACGAGCCCUGAGGAACAAUACUGACCCUUACAAAAGAGCUGUUUAUUGUAUCAUAGGCCGGUGUGACAUCACUGAUAACCAGAGUGAAGUUGCUGAUAAAACAGAAGAUUAUCUUUGGCUGAAGCUCAAGCAAGUGUGUUUUGAUGAUGAUGGUACCAGCUCCCCACAAGAUAGGUUAACUUUAUCACAGUUCCAGAAACAACUACUUGAAGACUAUGGUGAAUCACAUUUUGCAGUGAAUCAGCAGCCAUUUCUCUACUUCCAAGUAUUGUUCUUGACAGCACAGUUUGAAGCUGCAGUUGCUUUUCUUUUUCGGACAGAGCGCUUGCGUUGUCAUGCUGUUCAUGUUGCUUUGGUUCUAUUUGAGUUAAAGCUCCUCCUCAAAUCUUCUGGGCAGAGUGCACAGCUAUUGAGUCAUGAGCCUGGUGACCCUCCUGGCAUCCGGCGCCUUAAUUUUGUUCGCCUUUUGAUGCUUUACACCCGUAAGUUUGAGUCAACAGACCCCAGAGAAGCCCUGCAGUAUUUUUACUUUCUCAGGAACGAGAAGGAUAACCAAGGAGAAAAUAUGUUCUUGCGUUGUGUUAGUGAGCUAGUAAUUGAAAGCAGAGAGUUUGAUAUGAUUCUUGGGAAGGUGGAGAAUGAUGGCAGUAGAAAGCCUGGAGUCAUAGACAAGUUUACUAGUGACACAAAGCUUAUCAUUAACAAAGUUGCUUCAGCAGCAGAAAAUAAAGGCUUGUUUGAAGAAGCUGCAAAACUUUAUGACCUUGCAAAGAAUCCAGACAAGGUUUUAGAACUGAUGAAUAAAUUACUCAGCCCCAUGGUGCCACAGAUCAGCAGUCCCCAGUCGAAUAAAGAGAGGCUGAAGAACAUGGCACAUUCCAUUGCAGAGAGGUAUAAAGCUCAAGGGAUAAGUGCAAAGAAAUCUGUUGACUCCACAUUCUACCUUCUGUUAGACUUGAUCACAUUUUUUGAUGAAUAUCAUGCUGGUCACAUUGACAGAGCCUUUGAUAUUAUUGAACAUCUAAAGCUUGUACCGCUCAGCCAAGACUGUGUGGAAGAGAGGGUGGCUGCCUUCAGAAAUUUCACCGAUGAAAUCAGGCACAAUUUAUCUGAAGUUCUUCUGGCAACAAUGAAUAUUUUGUUCACCCAGUAUAAGAGAAUCAAAGGCACGAGCCCGGCCACUCCUGCCAGACCCCAACGGGUAAUGGAGGACAGAGAUUCGCAACUCCGAUCUCAAGCUCGCGCCUUGAUAACGUUUGCUGGAAUGAUCCCCUACAGAACAUCAGGAGACACAAAUGCAAGACUGGUGCAGAUGGAGGUCCUUAUGAAUUAGCAGAGGCACUCUCACUUAGAGCUGUAACAUCCACAUGCUGAUAUUAGUACAAAAGGAGGGUGGGCCCAGUAUCAUUUUGUAUUCUGUAUUUUUGUUGAUGAAAAUAAAUUCCUUUGAUUUAUAUUA
Molecule: messenger RNA, 2810 nt
Organism: Alligator mississippiensis (American alligator)
Lineage: Eukaryota; Metazoa; Chordata; Crocodylia; Alligatoridae
Gene: NUP93
Product: nucleoporin 93
Exons: 22
Coding region: 225-2684 (819 amino acids)
Biological process (GO): protein import into nucleus; poly(A)+ mRNA export from nucleus
Cellular component (GO): nuclear pore
Molecular function (GO): structural constituent of nuclear pore
Source: RefSeq, a predicted model, not a curated record